Capsicum annuum is the source of this 465-nucleotide messenger RNA. Its product is annotated as putative F-box protein At3g25460. The transcript has a single exon. Gene Ontology annotation, molecular function: protein binding. NCBI's taxonomy places the organism in Eukaryota, Viridiplantae, Streptophyta, Magnoliopsida, Solanales, Solanaceae. The record is from RefSeq and is a predicted model, not a curated record. Bases 1 to 465 code for a protein of 154 amino acids.
AUGGUUAAACGUUUCAAAUCACUACUUCGUUUUGACUGCUUUUCUAUUGGAACAACUUCAUCAAAAAAGUACUUUCCUGAGGAAAUACUUGUGGAAAUCCUCAUCAGGUUACCUGUUAAGUCUCUUGUUCGAUUCAGAUGUGUAUCGAAAUCUUGGAAGACGUUAAUCUCAGAUGAAUACUUUAAGGCGAAGCAUUGCAAUCAUGCGAAGAAGAAUAAAAAAAUUCUCAUUGCCCGAAUGUUGUUUGAUGAUGUUGGUAUUGGUCAUUGGGAUUUCAGUUGUUCUUAUUACAGUUGUUGUUUAUCUUCACCAUUAUCAUCUGCUAGACCAUUACAAAAGCUUGGUUGCCCAUCAAACCAUAAUGGUUAUAAUAAAAUAUGUUGUUGUGAUGGUUUGUCUCUUCUUCUGUGUCCUUCUGGUGGCUAUUUACUGUGGAAUCCAUCCACAAAUGAAUCAGUACAUUAG